Lodderomyces theae is the source of this 1242-nucleotide messenger RNA. RefSeq lists its product as uncharacterized. Gene Ontology annotation, molecular function: DNA-binding transcription factor activity, RNA polymerase II-specific; RNA polymerase II cis-regulatory region sequence-specific DNA binding. Bases 1 to 1242 code for a protein of 413 amino acids. Lineage: Eukaryota; Fungi; Ascomycota; Pichiomycetes; Serinales; Debaryomycetaceae. The transcript has a single exon. The record is from RefSeq and is a predicted model, not a curated record. Gene Ontology annotation, cellular component: nucleus. Gene Ontology annotation, biological process: regulation of transcription by RNA polymerase II.
AUGACAACUGCCAGUGAGCUCAAACUAGAGCCAAAGGAUAUUGAACAGUCAGCAGAUGGAAGUUCCUCGCAUGCAAACCUAUCAAAAACUCAAAACGAAGCUCCCUUGUCGCGAGAGGUUACUACAACUCCCCUGACAAACAAACACAUGUCGCCAGCUCUGGACUUUUCAUGUCGAUGGAGUGAAUGCAAUGAGACGCAGCAUGCAAAUCUCACCAAUCUAGUUAACCAUGUAAAUGCUACACAUGUUGGACCACCUACCCAUGGCACCCAACCAGCAUCAUCAACGAAUCCGAAAAACAUUUGCCUUUGGGAAAAUUGCUCACGAUAUGGAGUCGAGCAACCUAGCAGAUUCUCCUUGAUAUCUCAUUGUCGUACACAUACAGGCGAAAAGCCAUUUUUCUGUCCUAUACCCGAAUGUGAGAAACACUUUACGCGAUCUGAUGCAUUAACGAAACAUGUAAAGGGAGUUCAUGAUUUACAUCAUGUCAAGGACCAAUUGAGUUCAUUAAAGGAGAAAGCUGAGCGAGGACAGUUGGAUUUGGGUUUCAAUUUGGCAAACUUGAGUGAUGAAGAGUAUGCUAGGAUCAUUGACGAAGAUUUCGAAUUGAAAAUGCCGUGGUGGUUCAACAAUGAAUUUGUUGAUAUAUUGAAGGAGGUGGAUGCAAAGUCAGAAAAUGGGUUCACUGUGCGAGAUAUUGAGAAUAUCCCACUAGACGCAAGGCAGUACUGGUUGAGCGACAUUAGAAUUAAACAAUUUUUGAAUUCGAGGCUGGAGGAGGAGGAGGAGGAGACGAAAUUCGUCAACGAUUACGAUGUUAAUAAUGACAUAAUUAACAUUGCCAAGAAACAAUAUCAAACUGAACAUCCCGAUGAGCCCGUUCCCGAAAUCAGUAGUAACAAGCUUUUACAAUAUUUAUCCCAAGAUUCCAGAAAUUUAGCCUCAAAGUAUGUACAAAGGAACCAAGUAUUGGACGAGGUGGAAAACAUUGAUAAAAUAAACGACUUGUGGCAAUUGAAAAAGUUGCACGAUUCGUUGUUAAACCAAUUGCGUACUGGAUUGAAAAUUAACAAAAUUGUGUCUAAUCAAUUGCAGACAAAGAUCAAGGAGAAGCGUCAACUUUGGAUCCGCAAUCAGUUGCUUAUUGAUGCUAACGUACAGAUUGGAUUACCGCCAGAUGCCAACUCCACACAGCACAGGGUAAUACAAGAUCAAUUUGACGAGGAACUAUUACGAAAUUGA